Messenger RNA from Carassius gibelio (silver crucian carp), 2231 nucleotides. It is a transcript of the gene trmu, whose product is annotated as tRNA 5-methylaminomethyl-2-thiouridylate methyltransferase. The record is from RefSeq and is a predicted model, not a curated record. NCBI's taxonomy places the organism in Eukaryota, Metazoa, Chordata, Actinopteri, Cypriniformes, Cyprinidae. The transcript has 11 exons. Gene Ontology annotation, biological process: tRNA wobble position uridine thiolation. Bases 140 to 1390 code for a protein of 416 amino acids. Gene Ontology annotation, molecular function: sulfurtransferase activity. Gene Ontology annotation, cellular component: mitochondrion.
GCUGCUCUUUUGUUCCCGAUCGGUCAAUAUUUUGAAAAGAACUUUAAUUAUGGCGACCUUCAUAGCACAGGCGUGAAAAUGUCUCUUAAUUUCUCUUUACUUGUCUUGAUAUAUUGGAGCGCGUAUUAAAACCGAUGUCAUGGGAGUGGUUAGACACGUGGUGUGUGCUAUGUCUGGAGGGGUUGACAGUUCUGUCAGUGCACUGUUACUCAAACGAAUGGGCUAUCACGUGACUGGUGUGUUCAUGAAGAACUGGGACUCUCAGGAUGAGAGAGGAGUCUGUUCAUCAGAGAGAGACUGUGACGAUGCUUAUAAAGUCUGUAAGAUGCUGGAUAUGCCUUUCCACCAGGUCUCAUACGUUAAAGAAUACUGGCAUGAAGUAUUUAGUAAUCUUCUUCGGGAAUACGAGAAGGGCAGAACACCGAAUCCAGACAUAAUGUGUAACAAACACAUCAAGUUUAAGCACUUCUAUCAGUACGCAGUUAAUACUUUAGGUGCUGAUGCCAUGGCGACGGGACACUAUGCCCGGACGUCCCAGGAGGACGAGGAGGUUUUCCAACAGAAGCAUGUUCCACCUCCCAGAAGCCUCUUCAGAGAUCGGUUUGAAAUCAGAAAGCCUGUGCGGCUCUAUCAGGGUGCGGACCGCUUGAAGGACCAGACCUUCUUUCUCAGCCAGAUUUCCCAGGAUGCUCUGCGACACACAAUAUUUCCCCUGGCUGGGCUGACCAAAGACUUUGUGAAGAAAAUCGCUGCUGAAGCUGGCUUCCAGCAUGUUCUAAAGAAAAAAGAGAGCAUGGGGAUCUGUUUCAUCGGGGAGAGAGAUUUUGAGAACUUUAUCCUUGAGUACAUAGAGCCCAAACCGGGAAACUUUGUCUCCAUUGAAGACGGGAAGAUCAUGGGGCAGCAUAAAGGCUGGUUCACUUUAACACUGGGUCAGAGGGCUAGAAUCGGAGGACAGGUCGAUCCUUGGUUCGUAGUUGAUAAAGAUAUCACAACCGGUGAUGUAUUUGUGGGUCCAACCACUAACCACCCAGCUCUGUUCCGAGACACGAUCCAGACGGACCGCUUCCACUGGAUAACAGAAGACCCCCCUGUUGAGCUCGUCCGAACUCAGAUGAUGGGAUGUCUCUUCCGUUUCAAUAACCGCAUGCCUCUAACUCCGUGCACUGUAACCUUGAAUCUAGAUGGGUCAGUGUGGAUAAUGCUGAAAGAGACGAUAAGAGCACUGACACCUGGACAGUUUGCUGUCCUGUAUAGGGGAGAUGAGUGUUUGGGCAGUGGGAAGAUCAUGCGUCUCGGACCCACGAAAUUCACUCUUCAGAAAGGUCAAAACUGCCUGAACGUCCCACCUGAAGACACAAACCAACCACAUCCAGAGCCUGUCAGCUGAGACACAUGAGCACAAACCAGCACACCCCUUGUGUUUCAUGUGAGGGACAAUAACAUGAACUUAGUUAGGAGGCUCUUUUAGGAUGGGGAAAUCCUUAGUAGGAGUUGUAUGUGUCGUUUUUUCUUAAUUGUAAUUAACUUGGGAAUUGUAAUUUAUUUGUUAUAUAUAUAUAUAUAUAUAUAUAUAUAUAUAUAUAUAUAUAUAUAUAUAUAUAUACACGUAGUGAAUGUUGCAUUGCUCUUUCUUAAGAUUUUAUUAAUGUAAGUGGUUAUAGUGCCUUUAUGUUGCAUCAAUCCUGACCUAUGCAAACAAAUAUUAAGAGGUUCACAGGUUGUUCUUCUCGAGUACCGUUACUGAGUUCCUUUCUCUGCCGAUAGAGGGCGUGAGUGCAUCACUUACUGUAUGCCUCUGGACAUCUUCCACUAUUUCAGUCAAUUAUUUACAACUAUGUUAUAAUUAAACCGAUUAAAAAACUCUAUAUAGUUAGACAGUUGAAAUAUGACAUAUGUUUAGAUAUCGGGGUUUAGAGAAUCAAUGAUUGACCUCUGAUAAUAUUAUAAAGAUUAAAAAAAUAAAUAAAAGAAUAUAUAAUAAUGAGUUUUGGCCUUAAGUCCUCAUCUGUGGUUUUAAAUAUGCAGGGCAUCCCGGUCUUUUAAGAUAACGGGGGUUGGUUUGUAGGCGAUGACAUAGAACUAAUUUGGUUCCUUUAAAAAAAAAAAAAAACUUUCAGUCUUUGUAAUAUAACUUCAGAAUAACCUUCUUCCAUUUUAAACAACCUUUUGUGCAUUGGAAAUGUUCUAUACUUGUCAACCGAUGCCAAUAAAGAACUAUAUUUUUAAAA